CAUUCAACAUCGGCUGCUUCAUGUUUUUUUUUGUUCUUUUUAUUUUUAAUAUGAAGCUGGGUGUUGAAUGGUUGUUUUAUUGAAAGUGAAAUAAUGGGCGCAAGAUACACUCAUAAAUAGUUCAAUAUAGACGAUUAAAUCUGGAAGUACAUCGUUUAACAGUUGUGUCUGUGACAAAUCGUCAAUCGCAGAUGAUCAAAAUUGUUCAUGUACAUGCUGUGGCAUUUUGAGAUGUUAUAAUAUUUCUAUUGUUGAUCCCCAAGUCUGCUAGAGGCGUGGAAAAUGGCAUCCAAAGGAAAAAUUAGCGUGAAAAUCGAGGAAGACAUCAGAAUAUCAAUCCACAGACAAAUAGACUUGUUUCUCCAGGACGAAACGCAAGUUGAGUUUGAUUUCCCGGUACAUUUAACAAAUCAACAUCGCGCAUACAUUCACGAGUAUGUGAGGAACAAACGCCUGAAGUCCAGGUCUCAUGGAAAAGGUACCAACAGAUACUUAACGAUAUACAAAACUAGUUUAUCGGAUAUUACCCAUGGCGAUGCUGUGCUAGACUUAACACCCGAAUCGAAUGAUAUUCUAAACGAAAUACAGAAGGAAUGCAGCAUGUUUUGCAAACCCGGCACAAGUUCGACAAAAGGGCACUCUAUUCGAUUGCAUUCCAUCAAUGUUACUUCAUUUCCGCCUUCAGUACCACCAUUUCCGACCAGCUCUGGGGAAAUACUCGCAGCGCGUAAAAGUUUACCUAUUGCCCAGUUCCACGAGAUCAUUUUGAAAUGCAUACAGCAUAAUCAAGUGAUUAUAAUAUCGGGAAACACAGGAUCUGGCAAAACAACGCAAGUUCCUCAGUUUAUCUUGGAAGAAGCUGCGCAACAAAAUCUACCUUGCCGAAUUAUCUGCACACAGCCUAGACGCAUCAGUGCUGUGACAGUGUCGGAACGAGUUUGCGUGGAGCGGAACGAGCAGUUGGGAGACACGGUGGGCUAUCAAAUACGUUUGGAAAGUCGUGUUAAAUCAACCACCAAUGCAUUAUUCUGCACCAACGGUGUAUUGCUUCGCUGUUUAAUGGGAAAGCAUAGUUCUAAAUUUCUGAAGAACGUCACACACAUAAUCAUCGAUGAAGUUCACGAGAGAGAUCAAUAUUCGGAUUUUCUACUGAUUGCGUUGAAAGAUAAAUUGUCCCAAAAUGCCCACCUGAAAAUUAUCCUAAUGUCUGCCACCAUAGAGUCGGACACGUUUUCGAAAUAUUUUAACAACUGUCCAGUCAUUGAGAUACCGGGCAGAUUGUUUCCCAUAGAAACAUUUUUCCUUGAGGAUAUUUUGUUAAACGUCGACACAUCCAACCACAAUGUAAAAGAUAUUCGAAAAAAGAUGAUGAAAAGUUUCGAAGCGCAAGCCGUAGAGAGGACAAAACCGAUAACUGUAAAUAUGGACGAUGAAACCAUAUUACUGAUGAACGAUAUACUGGAAGUUUGCUGGAUCGAAAACAAUCCCGACGAUUUUCGUAACUUUUUUAUGCUAAUCGAAGAAGAAAACAUUUCCAUAGAUUUUCAACACACGGAAACCAAAAUGACUGCAUUGAUGAUCGCAGCGGCGAAAGGUUACAUUGCAAUCGUGCAAAAGCUGUUGGAGAUGGGAGCUGACCCUAGCAUACAGGAGAAGCAUAAUUACAACGCAUUCGACUGGGCUUGCUUCGUGCAUGGUAACAGCACGUGCUCCGAUAUUCUUAAACAAGCCAUUAACAAAUCGGGUUUAUCAGUUCCACGCACUAUGCCAUUGACGCCGCACAGCACAAAACAAAUACUGGACGCAUAUCAUACCUCAGUCGGAGACGAUAGGAUCGAUCAUAACUUGAUUAUUGAUGUAAUUCUACAUAUAUGCAGAAAACAUCCGGAAGGAGGCAUACUAGUGUUUCUGCCCGGCUUCGAAGAUAUACAAGAACAAUACGGGCUGUUAAACAGCAAAGUAUCGAACAUCCACUGCAUAAGAAUGUUCAUGUUGCACAGUAAAAUGCAAACAGCAGACCAGCAUUCUGUGUUCAAGCCUGUGCCUUCGGGGGUGCGCAAAAUAAUCCUUUCUACAAAUAUUGCCGAAACAUCAAUCACGAUGGAUGAUGUGGUAUACGUGAUAGAUAGUGGAAAGGUGAAACAGAAAUAUUACGACUCGCUUACAUCUACCAGUUCGCUAGCUGCCACGUGGAUCUCGCAAGCGUGCGCCACACAACGCGCUGGUCGGGCAGGACGCACCAGACCCGGCACUUGCUUCCGAUUAUACAGUCGAAUGCGACACAGUGAAAUGGAUCAGUACACACUGCCGGAAAUAAUGCGAGUCCCGCUCACGGAAAUAUGUCUGCAAACUGCUUUGAUUAUAAAAGAUGAGUCAAUACAGGAGUUUCUAAACAAAGCAAUAACAGCACCGUCAACAACCAGUAUCAAACAAAGCAUAAAAUACCUUCAAAAGGUAGGCGCUUUGGAUGAUGAGGAGAGCGUAACCGAUCUGGGUUACACGCUAGCAGAGCUACCGGUAGAUGCGAGGCUGGGGAAAAUGCUGCUUUACGGAAUACUGCUGAAAUGCUAUGAGCCCGUGUUGCUGGUUGUUUGUAUAUUGAGCAUCAACGAUCUCUUCGUGAUACCUCCCUUUCCAGGCGAUAAAGAAAGGGCAAAAAAAGUUCGGCAAGAUUUAGCGGAGAAUUCGUACAGCGAUUGCUACUGUUUGCUUCGUGCUUACCAACGAUGGUUAGAUGCUCGGUCUGUUCAAAAGCGCAAAGAAUUGUGCAAUCGACUGUUCUUAAACCACGGUAAGCUAACGAUGGUAAGUGAGUUGCGCAACAAGCUUCAUGCACAUUUAUGCUCCAUCGGAGUCGUGAAAUCGUACGGACCGGGAAGUGUAAAAGACUUGAAUGAGUUUGCCAACAACUGGAGCCUCGUAAAAGGGAUAUUGCUUGUGGGGUUGUAUCCUAACGUGAGUUAUUUGGAAAAGUAUUCCAAAACAAUGAAAACACGGUUCGAAAAGAAGAUUUUUAUCCACCCGUCUUCGGUGGUCGGUGGCAAAGCUUCCAAAAAACAAAAAACUACGGACAAUGCCCUUUGCUUGCCGAGUGAAUGGAUAACGUUUGAGGAAAAAUGUAAAUCGGGUAGAGGGUCCAUGAUACGAUGCAAUACAGUGAUAUCACCAAUAACGAUCGCUAUCUUUGCCGGACCUUUGUCGUUAGAUGAUACGGAAUGCAUAACUAAGAGUGACGCUAUGGAGCAAGAUCACUGCCGAAUAGCAGUAGAUGAUUGGAUAAAUUUAAUGGCAAAAGAAUCUGUGGCUAAAUCAGUGCUGCACACCCGAAGGAUGGUGCACGGGUUGUUUCUUAAGUUUAUCGAAAAUCCUAGAAUCCAUCAAUCCGACUCGAACGAACGCAAGCUGUUAGAUGCGUUGGGCAAAGUACUAGCAAUAGAGGAUCAUACAAUUGAUGUAACGAACCAGUUAGAGUAUUUCACAAAAAAUGAUAAGCAAAAAGAACAACACCAUCCCAGGCAUUACAGAAGAAGAGAACAUUACAACAGGUUUUAAACCCAAUUUACAUCAUGUUACUUUACAUUUAUGCAAUAAAAUUAAUUUCAGCCAGUG
Anopheles merus is the source of this 3609-nucleotide messenger RNA. RefSeq names its product 3'-5' RNA helicase YTHDC2-like. NCBI's taxonomy places the organism in Eukaryota, Metazoa, Arthropoda, Insecta, Diptera, Culicidae. Gene Ontology annotation, molecular function: RNA binding; ATP binding; protein binding. Gene Ontology annotation, cellular component: intracellular anatomical structure. Bases 283 to 3552 code for a protein of 1089 amino acids. The transcript has 3 exons. The record is from RefSeq and is a predicted model, not a curated record.